Anopheles cruzii is the source of this 1935-nucleotide messenger RNA. RefSeq names its product protein 60A-like. The record is from RefSeq and is a predicted model, not a curated record. The coding region runs from base 124 to 1443 and encodes 439 amino acids. Gene Ontology annotation, cellular component: extracellular region. Gene Ontology annotation, molecular function: cytokine activity; growth factor activity. NCBI's taxonomy places the organism in Eukaryota, Metazoa, Arthropoda, Insecta, Diptera, Culicidae. Gene Ontology annotation, biological process: BMP signaling pathway; SMAD protein signal transduction. The transcript has 8 exons.
AAAGAAUUUUAUCUUCACUGUCAAUCCAGCACACAGGCGUGUUUUGCACUGAAACCCUAGCGGGGCUCGUGAAAUAUUGUGCGUGAAAAUUAAUCGGUCGCAACGGUCCAUGAACGCAGCACAAUGAAUCGCAAAGUGUUCUUGGUUCCGAUGCUCCUGGUGUCCUGCUGCUGGUGGCGGGCAUCGCUAGCAUCCGCGCCAACGACCCUGUCUGGCAUUUACGUUGAUAACGGCAUCGACCAAACCAUACAGGAGGACGCACUGUCGUUCGACGAGCAGCAGGAAAUCGAAGAUGAAAUUCUCAAUCUACUCGGAUUGCCGGGUCCUAAGCCCACGGUGCGCCAUCUUCACUCCUCAGUCGGUAAAUCUGCGCCUCAAUUUUUGCUCAAUGUAUACGAUCAGCUGCAGCAGGAACAGGAAGAGAGCAAUGCGGUGAUCGGUGAGAGUGGUGCAUACUCGCGGACACGAAAGGUUCGUAGUGCUACUAGCAUGGAUAUCCUGAUCACCGAUGCCGAUCGAAAGGCGAUUGAAGAAAGCGAUAUAAUAAUGACAUUUUUGAAUAAGAAUCACCAUGGCAGUGAAAUGCGCCACGAGAAAGGCCGUCGCUUAUGGUUUAGCAUCGGCAACAUCGAGAACGACGUCAGCAUACUGAUGGGCGAAUUACGGCUCUAUCGAAAGCUGAAUUUGAAUAAGUUUAGCACGUACAACUCCACUCUUACGUUGACAGUUUACGCGCUCAUUGAACUGGACGGCGAGAGCGAAAUGACUGAAAUCUCCAGCCUGAAGCUGACGGGUGACUUUGAGGGUUGGCUGGAAAUCAACGUAACUGGGGCCGUUGAUUUAUGGUUGAAAAACCGCCAGGCCAACCACGGGUUGUAUAUCGGCGCGUACUUUGGUGAUCGUGUUGAACGCGAAGUCAAGCUGGACGAUGCCGGUUUCGUUAGUGUACGCGGCAGCGAAGAGUAUCAGCCAUUUCUGGUUGUGUACGCCAACAGUCAACAGAUGAUGAAACCGAUCUUGCAGCGUCAUUUAACUCGCAACAAGCGCAACUCUGGCCAGCGUCGGCGCAAGGGAAAAACUGACCACAGAAAUCCCCUCUAUCCGUAUCACCCACAGUUUGAUCAUCAUAAGAGCUGCCGCAUUCAACAGCUGUACGUCAGCUUCAAGGAUCUACAGUGGCAUGAAUGGAUCAUCGCACCUGAAGGCUACGGUGCGUAUUAUUGUAGCGGUGAAUGCAACUUUCCACUGAACGCACACAUGAACGCGACAAAUCACGCCAUAGUACAGACGCUUGUACACCUAAAUCAUCCGACUAAGGUUCCUAAGCCGUGUUGCGCUCCCACGAAGUUGAUUCCGAUAUCUGUGCUCUACCAUAUCGACGAGUCGAACGUGAAUCUCAAAAAGUAUAAAAAUAUGGUAGUAAAAAGUUGCGGUUGUCAUUGAAAAAAGAAAAUGCAACUACAUGCGAUUCAGCCCAAGGUGGAAAUAAGAAAAGUUGUAUAUCACUCAUAUAUUGUGACGUAGAGAAUCAUAAUAUGCCCAUGAUCACAAUUUGGCCUUGAUCGUUGCUGUCGUGCGUGUGUGUUGCAUUUUAUAAAGUUUAUAUUUUAAUGUAUGUAUGUGAAUCCCAAUGCUGCACAAUAUUGAGAGCAGACUGCCGGUAUCGGCGAAGCCAGAGAAGGGUGGCCAUGUUUAAAUUCAUCACUUUAUGGGAAAUCAGAAAUUUCCACAUUAGUAAUCCAUUUGCGCUUGGAUGUAUCAUUUGAUCAUAAACACAUAUACACCUAUAAAUCGUGAGAAAGGUGAUUGCACUAACAAAGCAUAGACAAGUAUUAUUUUCAGUAGAAGCAUCGAACCAAUCUAUGUAAUUUACAUCUGCAAUGCUGCUGUAAUUGUGAAUACACUCGAGAAAGGAGAAAUAAAAGUAUCUAUAGA